Pseudopipra pipra is the source of this 2285-nucleotide messenger RNA. It is a transcript of the gene ABI3, whose product is annotated as ABI family member 3. Gene Ontology annotation, cellular component: lamellipodium; SCAR complex; actin-based cell projection. Gene Ontology annotation, biological process: neuron migration; regulation of cell migration. The record is from RefSeq and is a predicted model, not a curated record. Gene Ontology annotation, molecular function: SH3 domain binding; signaling adaptor activity. Lineage: Eukaryota; Metazoa; Chordata; Aves; Passeriformes; Pipridae.
GGGAUGCACAGGGGCUUUUCCAGGGAGGGGGGCCUGGCAGUGGAAUCGCUGCCCUUGGCUGGACCCCACGCCUGGCCCGUAAAGGCGAAGGGAAGGAAAUGUUCCUGAUGUGCCUUGGAUCCCUGGAUGUGCUUGUGCCUGGCUCAGCCCCAGCCAGGAGGGCAGCAGUGGCUCGAGGACGGCGGGCACAGGUGGCAGAGAUGGGGGUUGGGAUCAUUUUGGGGAUCAUUUUGGGGAUCAUUUUGGGUCACUCCCCCCACCCUGCAGGUUCCCCCCGUGACUCACAUCCUUCCCCACUCCCACCCCUGCCCCGGGCAGGGCAGCCCCCAGACGCGUCCCUCGUGGGGCCGGAGCCACGCCGGCUUCCUCCCCCCCCGACGGGGUGUCCCUCGGGGGGACGGGGACACGGCGGCGCCCGCGGGCCCUGCGUCAGCACCGCCGGCGGCUCCCAAAAGCGGCGGCGGAGGAAGUGCGAGCGCAGCCCGGCAGCGAUGUCGGAGCUGGAGCGGCUGCGGCAGCGGGACAUCCCCGCGGGCCGGCAGGGCCUGCGGGAGCAGCACGGCAACCUGCACAGGGUGGCCGAGUACUGCGAGAGCAACUACCUGCAGGCCAGCGACAAGCGGAAGGCGCUGGAGGAGACGAUGGCCCUGAGCACCCAGUCCCUGGCCAGUGUCACCUACCAGGUCAGCAGCCUGGCCACCGCCUUCCUGAGGCUGCUGGACCUGCAGGCGGCCCAGCUGCGCCAGGUGGAGGCCGAUGUCACCUGCGUGGCCCAGAGGGUGGACAUCCACAAGGAGAAGGUGUCCCGCCGGGAGAUCGGCUCGCUGACCGUCACCAAGAGGUUCCCGCCCUACCAGAAGAUCGUGGCCCCCCCCAGCCCCCCCAGCCUGGAGCCCUACUACAGGAAACCCCUCAACUUCAGCGUCCUGGACGACAUCGGCCACGGCAUAAAGGACCUCAGCACGCAGCUCUCCCGCACCGGCACCCUGGCAAGGAAGGGCACCAAGUCCUCGGCGCAGGCCGUGGGCACCCUGGGGAGGAGCGCCCGCGUGCCCGAGCCCGUCCAGCCGCCCGUGGUGCCCGAGGGGAAGCUCUCGGCGGCCUCCUCCAGCUCCUCGCUGGCCUCCGUCAGCUCCAGCGGGACCCCGGCAGCUCCUGCUGAAGGAAUCCCGGCCCCGCCACCACUGCCCUCCCUGCCGGGACCACCCGCUCCGGGACCACCCCCCCCGGGACCACCCCCCCCUCCUGGCGCUGCCAUCCCCCCGCCGCCCCCUCUCCCCGGGGCUCCGCUCCCGCCGCCCCCCCCCGAGGACUCGGCCGUGCCCCCCCCGGACCUGCCGCCCCCAGCCCCUGAGGACCUGGAGCCGCUGCCCCCCCCAUCGGCUCUGCCCGACUUGGAGGACUUGGCCCCACCACUGCCACCCCCCCCCUCAGAGGAGCCUUCCUGGGUCCCAGAGAACUACCUGGAGAAAGUGGUGGCCCUGUAUCCCUACACUCGGCAGAAGGACAACGAGCUGUCCCUCCAGCCGGGCGCCCUCCUCUUCGUCAGGCGCCGCUACUCUGACGGCUGGUGCGAGGGUGUGCUGGGGCAGGAGCAGGGAUUCUUCCCCGGGAAUUACGUGGAGCCCUGCUGAGCCCCCGGCCAGGCAGCCCCUGCACCCCCUCCCCUGACCCUGCUGAGCCCCCGGCCAGGCAGCCCCUGCACCCCUGCACCCCAGCCCCCUGCACCCCCUCCCCGGCCCGGCCCCAUCCCGCCCUGCUUCUCCCUGGAAUUCCGGCUUUGCCCGGCUGGGAAGGGGCUCGGGGAGCAGAGGGUGGCACCGCUGGCACUGCUGAGCCCUGGCAGGGCUGCAGCCCCUCUCCCCCAUCCCUUGGGAAUGUUUGGCACCGGGACACUGAGCUGUCCCACCUGGAAGCACAGCAGGUCCCGGGGCUGAUCCCGGAGCUGCUCCUGACCCCUGGGAAGAGCGAGGCCAGCACAGGAUCAGAUCCCAGGAAUGGGAGACUGGGCUGAGCACCCCCAAGGAUGAGGAGGAGAGCGGCUCCAGGAAACCUGCCUGCUGCCCCUUUGGCUUGAGCCACAGGACCCAGACCCCCACCCAGACCCCAAUCCAGACCCCAAUCCAGAGGGAUUCCCUGCUGGUAUUCCCAUUCCCUGACUUCCACCAGCCCAAGGAAGAGAAACAACAUUUCGGUGCAACUCAGAGCUGUUUCACACCCAGGUUUAUGUCCUGGACACAACCAACUUUGUGUCUGCAAUAUAGAGCUCUGUCUCUGUACAUAUA